ACUGAACGCAUAUACCAUCCCUCCAAACUCUGCGUCUCGGUCGAUACCCGUAGAAGGUGCCGCGAUCGCUAUCUACACAACCUCCAAACGCUGCACCUCGGUCGAUUUCUAAGUUCAAGGUACUUGUGAUAUAAUGGGUGGUCUUCCUACUGAACAGCCCGCCUCUGCCUUAACUUUGGCAGGGUUGCAGCAAACGCGGGGAUCUGAGCCUGUGUCAAAGCCCAAAAAGAAAAUCUGCUGUGCCUGCCCUGAUACUAAGAAGAUCCGAGACGAUUGCAUUGUGGAGCAUGGUGAAGCUGCUUGUGAAAAAUGGAUUGAAGCUCAUCGUAGAUGCCUUCGGGCUGAGGGGUUCAAAGUUUGAAAUUUGGCAAAAGAUUGCAGAUUUGAUAAACUGAAAAUGAAAAAGUUUUGAUACCCAAAUUGUUUACAACAGGAUUUUACUUAAAUGGUCAGACUUGUCAAUGAAACUUCAGGUUCAGGAAUAAAGCUAUGCUGGGGAACUUUGUUUACUGUUACAUUGAAAUUAUUGAUUAAUAAUUUAUUCUUAACUAUAGGGGUUGUUCCCCUUACAGAAAUGAUGUGGCAAAGAUGCUUUGAUCAAGAAUAAUAGUAUACCCCUAGAGAAUAAAUUUGCGAAA
This is a messenger RNA of Vitis riparia (riverbank grape), 638 nucleotides long. Its product is annotated as cytochrome c oxidase copper chaperone 2-like. The transcript has 2 exons. The record is from RefSeq and is a predicted model, not a curated record. Gene Ontology annotation, cellular component: mitochondrial intermembrane space. The coding region runs from base 134 to 361 and encodes 75 amino acids. Gene Ontology annotation, molecular function: copper chaperone activity; copper ion binding. Lineage: Eukaryota; Viridiplantae; Streptophyta; Magnoliopsida; Vitales; Vitaceae.